UCACAAAUCUGCUCCGGGAUGACGCUACCGGAAGCGUUGCUUAAGCGAUUGGCCAAACGUGGCCUCAUCGCGGACGGCGCCAAACCGGGCGCCGGGAAUCAGCAGCCAAUCGCGCCCGACGAUGAUAAUGGAGAACCGCCGGGCGAUUCGGAUGGCCACCAGUCCGAGGAGCGAUCGGAUAACGACGACGGUGACUCGGACUCGAACGAUGAGGAUCGGCGCGACCCGGAAACCAACAAUGAGGAAGUUAUUGCCGAAGAUUACGACGAGUACGAUCAACCCAACCCGGACGCGUUCGAGUACGCGAGCAAAAAGAAAGCCAACAGCACCAGCCAGGGGGCCGAUUGGUCGGAAAAGAUAAAACAAAAGAUGACCAAACGCUACGGCUACCAGUCGGUGGACGGGUGCCAGAACAAGUACAACAUUUACCACCUGUGCACCAUGUACUGCGUCAAGCGGUACGGUGAGGUGGAGUUCGAGAUCGACAAGGACUACGACAAGCGCGUCAAGCGGCUACUGGAACGCUUUCCGCUGCCGAAGAACUGGCGCAAAGAGUACGACAUCGGCUGCAAGGCGUUCUACUUCUACAACAAGGACACACGCAUCGUCUCGUGGCUGCCCCCGACGCAUCCGGAUGCUAAGUUGUCGAAAAGCGCCAAAGUGUUGCGCCGCGAGCGUAUCGAGGAGGAAAAACAGAAGGAAGCCGCACGGGCCGCAGCUCCACCGACCGUCGUGGUGGAAACGUACCCUCCAACGCCGGCCACCACCGGUGCCUCCAAGCCACUGAUUGGUCCAACGGUAGCCGGCAGUGGUGCCGUAGCUCCUCCGUCGCCCGUAGCACCCGCUGGCAGUGUGGGACCGUUGGCCGAAAACCUUAAGCCUCCCGUCGUUAACCCGCCCAAACGUCCGGUGAAGCGGGACGACGAGAAACCGAAGGGCGAGCAGGCGGCCGAACGUGAAUCAGAUCGCGAUCGUGAAUAUCGAGACCACCGGAACCGUGAACGACGGGAUCGAGAUCGGCGCGAUCGUGACCGCAGUCCGAUACGUGGCGAAGACCGUGGACGUGGUGGCAACGAGAGGCAACGUGAUCGCGACCACCGCGGCGACCAUCAUCGUGGUGGUCGCGGUGGACGACUACCGAAGGGUCAGGCUCCACUUGAUCCAAUGGAUCCGGCCGCGUAUUCGGACAUACCGCGCGGAAACUGGUCCGCCGGGCUGGAUACGGCUUCCGGGGCAGCGAAGAAGGAGAAGGACGACCGAAAGAAGCAACCCGCACCACCUCCAACCGCCGAUGACGACGAUGAGGGUGCCCACGAGGUGCUGAAGGUUUCGGCAGUGAACGAAUUCCAGCAAGAGCACGAUCACGAUGACGAUGACGACGAGGACGACGAUGAUCUUGACGAUUGAAACGAUCGCUCUCUGCAGAAGAGAUCCAAUA
Anopheles cruzii is the source of this 1438-nucleotide messenger RNA. RefSeq lists its product as uncharacterized. Gene Ontology annotation, molecular function: protein binding. Lineage: Eukaryota; Metazoa; Arthropoda; Insecta; Diptera; Culicidae. Bases 19 to 1407 code for a protein of 462 amino acids. The transcript has 2 exons. The record is from RefSeq and is a predicted model, not a curated record.